Messenger RNA from Mizuhopecten yessoensis (Yesso scallop), 4921 nucleotides. RefSeq lists its product as uncharacterized. The transcript is spliced from 7 exons. The coding region runs from base 825 to 2459 and encodes 544 amino acids. Gene Ontology annotation, molecular function: death domain binding; protease binding. Gene Ontology annotation, biological process: regulation of apoptotic process. NCBI's taxonomy places the organism in Eukaryota, Metazoa, Mollusca, Bivalvia, Pectinida, Pectinidae. The record is from RefSeq and is a predicted model, not a curated record.
GAAAACGAGGUUGGUGACCGCCAUGACAGUUUUGAAUGUUAUGGAUGCCGGGAAAAGUAAACAAACUUACUGCAAAAUAUAGAAGAAAAUGAAUCAUCUAAACACUCAUGCACGGUUAAUUGUAAGUUGUGCCAGACUUACAUUUCCCUAGAUAUGAAAAUCAAUCUUCUACGCCAACCAGAUACGAGCCUGAUGGCUGGACUUCCCCCCCGUCUAUUUUCGUCUGAACCAAUCGUGAACUUACCGAUAUAGGUAAAUCUAAUGAAUAAUUUAACUCCUACUUACCUUGCGGUAUUGCCCCAACUACCUCAAUAUAGAAUAUCUCUGGUAACAAUGCCAGUGAACACGUGAUGAUGUGGAAUUGAUUCGUUUGUUGGGGCCAAGCUUUGACAUAUUAAUAUACAAGACUGGAAUACUAGGCGUAAUCAAUGGAAUUCGCCGCUUUGUUUUGAUUCGAAUACACAAAACGACCAUAUGAUUUGGACGUUUGGAGGGCGAGCGUUCCAAUAUGAAAUCAAGUAUUCAAGCUUUUAUGUUGAAACAUUUUUAGCUUCUCGCAUAAAAUGCUGUUUUUAGAUCGACUUUCCUGAUAUUAUUAAUUUGUGUACUGAAGCUCAUUCUAUUUUGUGCUGAAAAAUUCCAGAAGUGCUUUUAUGAUAACAUCAGACUCAGUGACAUAAACAUUCUCAGGUCUUUUUAUACCCUGAAUUAUUUUAUGAAAAAAAAAUAACCAUUGGACGGAAAUUUUUAUGCUUAAUGUUAGAACAUUUUUACAAUUAGGAUCAAUGUCAUUGACCAGUUGCGAUUAAGUUGUAUUACACUACAUGUAUAACUGGUCGCGAGCUCCCCUGGACAGCGGAGGAGAAUCCGAUAACAGUCCAGGAGUACGACGAACAUGGAACAAUCAAGCGAAAGACUUUGAAUGUCAAACAUACCACAUGGAGGAUCACUCGGAGGAAGGCUCAGAUUACGAUGAAGGUUUCAGUAAAGGAGCUGAUGUCAGAAACAUCAGGGAAAAAAUCCAAAAAUUAGAACGGGAAAAAGCAAAACUUGAAAAACAAGAAGCAGAAAAGCAUAUGUUGGAACAGAGGCUGAAGGAAGUCAGUGCGUCUGUGUCUGAUCUUAAAAAUGUGAAAAAUUCUGGAAAUGUUUCCACAGCCUCAACAAGUAGAGGUAAAAGUAAUAAAAACAAUCGUGGCCAUGAGGUUCCUUCGUCAUCAGGAAGUGGCGUGGUCGACAUGUUAAAAGAACAACGGGCAAAGCUUAAUAGGCUGACCCAUCAACGUGGCGAUUCUGGCUCCACUCGACAGGAAGUAGACGAUGAUGAGGAGUCCGAGUCAGGUGACGAGCAGGAGGAGGACUCUAGAAACUUGGACAAAGUGAUGAGUAUGGAACACAAGAUGAAGCUCCAGCAUCACCGUGACACGUUGGUGGAGAGUCUCAUUCCUGAUGAUAUACUCAACGACCUGAUCGCCAACAAGGUGCUGUUAAUUGGCGAUGUGAGUCGGAUCAAGGAGAAGAAUACACAGGAAGCCAUGAAUGAGGAGUUACUGAACAACCUGGGGAAGCGGUCAGACCGAGCCUUUUAUGUGUUUGUUAAGUCUCUCCGUAAAACACUCCAGGGAUACCUGGCCGACCUCAUCGACGAGCCAGUACCUAAACCUACACUGCGAAAAACCAAACGCAAACGCCAAAAAGCCGAGCUGAAUGUUAGUGUGGACUGUGAGAGUGUUCUCCCCUUACCAAAGAAGAAACCUCAGUGUUCGUGCCAGGAAGUUGAGGAACAAAUUCUUGUAAUGGCGAGGACGGCGUAUAGUACGAUCCGUCGCCGUGACAACACCCCAGCAUCAUUUGAACAAUUUAAGAAGGAGUUAUCACAGACCAAUGAUAUCAUAAAAGAUACCGCUGAAGUAAUGCAUACUCUUAAAAUCUUGUGUAAACAUGGUGAUGAAAUCUCUGACAUUUCUUACGGAAGUGUGAAAUUUACGAUACACUGCAAAUCCUUACGUAGUGUCACCAGCCUCUGGGAGAUGUACAGAUGUGGGGACUUGUUAGAGCUGUUACAGCGGGGCCUUAUCACCAAAACUUUGCUUCGGAAGUGUCAGGCUCGGGAUGUUCGCCUUCGAGUUAGGAUACCGGAGGAGGAAUAUUUACAGUGUGUGAAGGAUCUGGAAAGUGAUGAGCACCUAUCACUGGAAAAGUUUAGGAAAUCUGUGUCUAGUCACGCACGGGUCCUCAGGAGCAAACACAGGGAUUGGGAAAAGUUGUCCACAACACAGGACUUUGACCAGGGUCAGACGCGGUAUGCCUUCAGAGAAAUACAGAGAAAUGUAACAUCCAGUGGAGAUGCCAAAAGCUUGAAGGCCAAGGUCACAGAAUGUGAGAAGGUACCGAGUACAACGACGAGAAAGAGGCUGUUGUUUCAAACCCGCCUCCGAUCUGCUGUCUCAGGACAAUGACAUGAAGUGCUAAUUAAUGUUUAUCAAUUGACAUAUAAGGGGGACAUUUCCAAAGUCUUCUUGGUAGAUCUGUCCGGUUUACUGUGCUAUGAAACUGUGUUAAAAUGGAAAAUUAUUUUUUACCUUAGAAAACAUUUUCCGUUUUCUAAAAUACAGUUGUAGGAACUUUGUAGUAUUUAUUGUUACAAGAAUAAUAAGGAUAAAGAAUGAGAUGAGAUGUAUGUUUAUUCUACUUUAUGUGAACUGAAGUGUAACGAUCCCUGUAGACAUGUAUCAUGGGUAUGAGUUCUGGUUUACGUGUGGAAGACCAAACAUCAAGGCAGCUAACAUCCGUAUUCAGCAUUCCUUCAUUAAACUAAGUCACCAGUUCUACACAUAUCAGCUCAGGAAAAAUUCUGUCCAUUCAAAAUCCAAGUCUCAAAAGUGUUUGAUUCAUACCGCUUUAUAUGUAUUUUGACACAUGCUAUGCCAUAUAUAUUCAAUGUUGUUAGACCAACAUGUAAUCAUACAAAAUCUAAGUCUCAAAAGUGUUUGAUUCAUAUCGCUUUAUAUAUUUUUUGACACAUGCAUGAUAUGCCAUAUAUAUUUUAUGAUGUUUAUCAACUUGAAAUCAUACAAAAUCUAAGUCUCGGAAGUGUUUGAUGAGGUAAGUAAUGUUCUAGGCCAUUUGUAUUUUAUGUGGUUAAACAAAACUUGUACCAACAGUCAUAAAAUAUUGCAAGCAUUAUUUAACAACUUUGCUUACACUGAUUAUUACCAGUGUUUCAAUUAACAUACUACAUUAUAUUAAGAUCAACAAUUUUAUAUUUCAUGUGACUGUGACCAGGAAAUCUCACAAAAACUCAGCUUGUCUGGAAUGACUCCCCAUACAAUGUACCAUGAUAGGAUACACCUCAUCAGUUGUUGUUACGCCAUACCUCAUAGUGGUAUCAAAACCAACCAAGAACUAAAUAAUAAUUUCUACUGUUUUAAUUGUUAAGAGAUCUGAGGAAACAGUGCAAUAGUUGUUCAUCAUUGCUACUGAUCAAUCUGACGAUAGUACCAUCCAAACUUCCUGUAUAUCACCCGUUGACCGAGAGGAUUUGGUAUUGGAUAUCAACAGCUAAUUAAGUCAACUGAAAUACUUAAUUCGAUCUGGAUGACAUUUACAAAUUGUUUCAUUAAGUUAAUUGUAAAAUAAAAUUCUUGUAAAAUCAGUAUUAUUAUCAAACUUCAAAUUCUUGUGAAUGAGUUUAUUGGAAUACAGACAGAUAUUCUACAGUACUGACAAUGCAUUCCACAUGGCAGUUGUCCUUAACCUAUUCAUCCCUGAAAUUUCAUAAUGAACUAUUCCAACCUUUGAAUUGGAAGAGUUCAAAUGUGUCUUCAGGGGUAAAUGAACAUCAUCUCAAACAAAAAGCCUGCGGUACUUAACUGUCUGUUAUGUUUAAUUUGACCCAGGAAAAUCCUUCAAAUUCCCUUCAUGCAUCAAUUUGUUAUCCGUCCUGAUCAUGGUUGAAAAGGAUAGUGUCCCAUCUGUCAUUUGAAAGGCUUUUACUUAUCUGAUCAUGUGCUUAAUUCAUAUAAAAAUUGUUUGGUAUGCAAAUGUGUACAAGGUUAAUCUGUUUGAUGUUGGGAUACAUUUUGUAUUUAUAAAUAUCUGAUUCCUGACUGAAACUGCCGCUUUAUCAUACUGCUACGAUUGUUCACAAAGUGAAAUGAAAUCUUUAAGCUUUAAAACGUUUGAUCCUAGAAGUUGUUGGUGGUGUGGCACAUUCAACAGGGGGUUAUAUUGAGGUUAUAUUGAGGUUAGAGGUUAUAUUGAGGUUAGAGGUUAUAUUGAGGUUUUGAAUGUCUUGGAAUUAAUGAACCAAUGGAAGGUCUUUUUAACCAAACGUUUUAAAAUGUAUUUUAUUUAGAAAAUCCAGCUGUUUUUUGAGUCGCCAAUCCUGUGAAAGUACUUCAUUGAAUUGAUUCGUAGGAGUACUGUAUACUGGGAAAUUUUUGCUGCAGUUUAAUUUUGGCCUUUUUCGCCCUCUUUAUUUUUAUCAUUUCAGCAAACAUUAGCUAACAACAUACAUACAGAUAUUAAAUGUGAAGGGCGAAACUAAAACUGGGCCAAUAUGGAUUUAGCGACGAAGGGCGAAAGAUUGUCUGGGUGAACAUUUCCUGGUAUACCGUAAUUAAUUUUAGGAAUCUACACAUCUACUAAUAAGGUGGAGUCACAGAUGUUUUAAAACUCUCAAAUUGUUAGUUUGUUUUUAACGGAUAUAGUUUUAUGUCAACUUCAGUGACUAGUUUUAGGAUUGUUUCUUUUAACGUUAAAGAAAACAUAAAAAGUGGCAUGUCAAAUAUUUUUACAAAACAAAAGAUUUUUGUGUUACAACAUCAUAAGUCCUGAAAAUGAAUACAUGUUCAAUUCUUAGGAACAAGAAAUAUUUGUAAAAGCAAUAGACUAAUAGAAUCUUUCCCCCCCUUGAGGG